This is a messenger RNA of Apis laboriosa (Himalayan honeybee), 1549 nucleotides long. RefSeq names its product thiamine transporter 2-like. The transcript has 6 exons. Lineage: Eukaryota; Metazoa; Arthropoda; Insecta; Hymenoptera; Apidae. Gene Ontology annotation, biological process: vitamin transport; transmembrane transport. The record is from RefSeq and is a predicted model, not a curated record. Gene Ontology annotation, molecular function: vitamin transmembrane transporter activity. The coding region runs from base 90 to 1478 and encodes 462 amino acids. Gene Ontology annotation, cellular component: plasma membrane.
UAUGUUGAAAAAAAAACAGAAAAUAUUGAAAACAACAAAUAUAUUUCAAAAAAUAAAAUCAAAACAAAGAAGAAAAAUAUGUUAUUAAUAUGAAGUGGAUAAUAAUUUCAUGUAUUUUGUGCAUAUUUGGUUGUUUUAAAGAGUUCAGACCUUCAGAGUCUUUUGUAACUAAUUAUUUGACAGGACCAUGGAAAAAUUUUACAGAUGAUCAAGUAAAUCAAGAAAUAUUUCCUGUUUCCACAUAUUCAUAUUUUGCAACAUUAGUUAUUAUAUUUUUGAUAACAGAUUUUCUAAGAUAUAAGCCUAUUAUUAUCUUAUGUGGUAUUUCUGGAGCUAUUACUUUUCUUUUAAUAAUAUUUGGACAAGAUGUUUUAACUAUGCAAAUUUUAGAAUUUUUUUAUGGCUUAUUUUUUUCCACAGAAGUAGCAUAUUAUACAUAUAUUUAUGCUAAAGUUGAUAAAAAACAUUAUCAAGAAGUAACUAGUCAUACAAAAGCAGCAUCAUUAUUUGGUCGCUGUAUGGCUGGUAUUGUUGCACAAUUAACAGUAUCUUUUGAUAUAUUAGAUUAUCAUCAAUUAAAUUACAUUACAUUAGCAGUUCUUAUAUUUGCAACAUUGUGGGCAUUUUUUUUACCUUCAGUUCCUCAAUCCAUUUAUUUUCAUAGAAAAAAUGAUAAUCAUAUUUCUUUAACGCAUAAGGAAGAAAUUAUACUGCAACAAAAUAAUAUUAAUCAAAUAUUUCAAAGAUCUGAACAAUCUAAGGAGUAUUCUUCUUCUAAAAUAAAUAUUUCAUUGAUAUAUAAAGUUAAAAAAGCUUAUAUUUUAUUAUGGAAAGAUUUUUUAGGAGCAUAUUCAAAUAGCCAUGUAAUAAAAUGGUCGAUAUGGUGGUCAUUUUCUACUUGUGGAUACUUACAAGUUAUUAGUUACAUACAAUUAUUAUGGAAAACUGCAGUAUUACCUGAAGAUAGAAUUUAUAAUGGAGCUAUAGAUUUCUUAUAUACAAUUAUAGGUACAAUCACUGUUUUCUGUAUUGGAAAGAUGCCAUUAAAUUGGUCUUUAAUUGGAGAUGUAUUAGUAUCAUUUAUGUCAUUUGUGGAAGGUAGUUUGUUAGUGCUAUCUUCAUUUAAUUACAAUAUUUGGUUAUUAUAUGCUGCGUACAUAAUAUUUGGAAACAUUUAUCAUAUAAUGGUUACCAUUGCAAGUUUUGAAGUUGCAAAAUGUAUAUCAGAAGAUAGUUAUGGUUUAAUAUUUGGUGUGAAUACCUUUUUUGCAUUAUUAUUGCAAAGUUUAUUAACAGCUAUAGUAGUAAAUGGAAAUUUAAAAUUAGAUCUAAGAUUACAGUAUUUUGUUUAUGGUGGUUAUUUUAUUGUUAUAUCAAUAUUUUAUACAAUAAUAGGUAUUAUAAACAUUAUACAACAUUGUAAGAAAGGUAUAGGUUUUAAAAUAUGGAAAAACGUUAGCAGAGGUAUUGAAGAUUAAAUAAUUUAGUAAAAUUAUUAAAUUCUAAUUUAUAUUGUAAUUUUUAAAAAUAUAACGAAUAAAAAUUUAUU